This is a messenger RNA of Cicer arietinum (chickpea), 1320 nucleotides long. Its product is annotated as alpha carbonic anhydrase 1, chloroplastic. Gene Ontology annotation, biological process: one-carbon metabolic process. Gene Ontology annotation, molecular function: carbonate dehydratase activity; zinc ion binding. NCBI's taxonomy places the organism in Eukaryota, Viridiplantae, Streptophyta, Magnoliopsida, Fabales, Fabaceae. The record is from RefSeq and is a predicted model, not a curated record.
AACUUUAUUUUCCUUCUUGUGGAAUUAAUUUUGUUUUCCGAUAAUAACCAUUCAUCCAGCUCACCCACCAAAGUUGAGCACAUCGCCAACAUAUUCACCAACAUAAAAAUCAUAAUAUAUAUUGAAGAACACAACACCACACAACCAUGACUACAUCGCCACAUAUAUCCCCUAUUCCAUAUUCUAUAUAAUACAAAGUUGAGGGAAUAAAACAUUGGCUCUUAGAUCAAAGCAAGCACAACAAUGGCCUUGAAAAUUUACAUCUCAAUCAUUUCAAUAGCAACUUUGGCUCUAUGCACUUCAGCUGAGCACAUUACUUCGGUUAAUUUUAGUUAUAUCGGUCCAAAUGGUCCUAAGAAUUGGGGAAGCUUAAGUCCAUCUUUUGCAGCAUGCUCAAACGGGAAAUUUCAGAGUCCUGUGAAUCUUGCAAAUAAAGAUAUUGUGAUUAACAUGGAAUUGAAAUCUUUAGAUAGACACUAUCUUCCUACAAAUGCCACACUAGUUAACAACAUAUACAACAUUGGGGUGCGGUUUGAAGGAAAAGUGGGAGAUAUUAAUAUAAAUGGAAAGAACUACUCAUUGAAACAACUUCACUGGCAUGCUCCUGCAGAGCACUGGGCUCAUGAUCGUAGACAUGAAGCUGAGCUCCACCUAGUUCACCUCACAGAAGAUAACAAUAGCAUAGCAGUUGUGGCAGCUCUCUACAAUUUGGGUGAUGCUGAUCCUCUAAUCUCCAAGAUUGAAGAUGAGUUGAUUGAACUAGAAAAGCAGAACCGUGCAGGAAAUAAAAAUGCAGCCAUAGCUCUUGGCACCUUUGAUCUAGAGGAAAUAAAUAAAAGAAUUCAUAAGUAUUAUAGAUAUGUUGGCUCUCUCACCACUCCUCCAUGCACAGAAGGUGUCAUUUGGAACAUAAUUGGCAAGGUUAGGACACUCUCAAAGAAACAACUUGAGCUUCUAAAAGCACCGUUGGGUGCAGAGUUUCAGCAAAACGCAAGGACACUUCAGCAAUUGAAUGGUCGCAAAAUUGAGAAAUACUCCUACCACAAAUAGAGGCAGGGGACUCAAACACCAUUAACCAAUUAAAUUGUAUCUAUCAUCAACAAAUAUUGUAGGCAUAAAAAAUGGAGAAUUCUCUAAUGUAAGGAUUUAAAAAAAAAGAGUACACUUUUCUAGGAUUGUGGGAGUCAAAGCACUCUGUUUUUGGCCUUUAUCAAAAUGCAUUUAUUGUAAGCUUUUAUUUUUCAUCCUUUAAUUUAAUUAAUCAUAUUCACUAAACAGAAUCAAUAAUGACAAUAAUAUUGUUGACAUUGUUGUUUUCAA